UGUCCGGCUCUGCCAGGCUCAGGAGGGGAGCAGAGCCAAGACCACAGGGGGGCACCACCAAGGACCCUCUGCUCCCCUGCAGGCUCCAGCCAGAGCCCACAGCCAGGGCAAGCCAGGCAGGCUGGAGGCCUUCAGGGAGAACAGAAUGUGGGGGGCCUCCUGCCUCCAGGUCCUGUUCCUACUACUGCUGGGUGAGUGCGCAGCCUGCGGGCGGCCUCGAGUGUCCAGCCGGAUCGUGGGGGGCCGCGACGCCCGCGACGGGGAGUGGCCGUGGCAGGCCAGCGUCCAGCACCGCGGGGCGCACGUGUGCGGGGGUUCUCUCGUCGCCCCCCAGUGGGUGCUCACGGCGGCUCACUGCUUCUCCAGGAGCGCGCCGCCGGCCGAGUACCGCGUGCGUGUCGGGGCGCUGCGCCUGGGUCGGGCGGGGCCGCGCGCGCUCUGGGCGCCGGUGCACCGGGUGCUGCUGCCGCCCGACUACUCGGCCGAGGAGGCCCGCGGCGACCUGGCCCUGCUGCAGCUGCGCCGCCCGCUGCCCCUGAGCGCCCGCGUCCAGCCCGUCUGCCUGCCCGCGCCGGGGGCGCGCCUGCCGCCCGGAACUCCGUGCUGGGUCACCGGCUGGGGCAGCCUGCAGCCGGGAGUGCCGCUGCCCGAGUGGCGCCCGCUGCAGGGCGUGCGCGUGCCCCUGCUGGACGCGCGCUCCUGCGACCGCCUGUACCACGAGGGCUCGGCCGUGCCGCGCGCGCAGCGCAUCGUGCCGCGGGGGAGCCUGUGCGCCGGCUACGCCGCGGGCCGCAAGGACGCGUGCCAGGGCGACUCCGGGGGGCCGCUGGCCUGCGUGCGCUCUGGCCGGUGGGUCCUGGCCGGCGUGGUGAGCUGGGGCCGGGGCUGCGCGCUGCCCAACCGCCCCGGAGUCUACACCGACGUGGCCGCCUACGGCCCCUGGAUCCGGGCUCGCCUCCGCCUCUGACGCCCGCGGGGCCCCCGCGCCCGGACAGCUCCCGGGGCCUCGCCUGGCCGGG
Erinaceus europaeus (western European hedgehog) is the source of this 1019-nucleotide messenger RNA. It is a transcript of the gene ELOB, whose product is annotated as elongin B. Lineage: Eukaryota; Metazoa; Chordata; Mammalia; Eulipotyphla; Erinaceidae. The transcript has 5 exons. The record is from RefSeq and is a predicted model, not a curated record. Gene Ontology annotation, cellular component: VCB complex; elongin complex. Bases 146 to 967 code for a protein of 273 amino acids. Gene Ontology annotation, molecular function: protein binding; serine-type endopeptidase activity. Gene Ontology annotation, biological process: transcription elongation by RNA polymerase II; proteolysis.